UGUGUUGGUCUGUAGUAAACUAAUCAACCCGGAGCGACAGAUCGAUAAACACAUGGACGUGCAGUUCUGCCCGGUAGAUACUGUUUAUUCUGCUUACUGCUCAAGGCGUCUAUAAGUUAGAAAAACAAUACAGUAACACGUUUUACUAGUUUGCAUGAUAUCAGAACCUCUAAGUAAAGCAAGGCUAUUUACAGCCUGGCUACAUAGGUUAGCUAACUAACUAAGGUUAAGUGUAUUUUCUGGCGGACAAGCUGCUGCUGCGUGUGUGUGUGUGUGUGUGUGAGAGAGAGAGAGAGAGAGAGAGAGAGAGUGUGUGUUACUAAUGUCAUAAGUGUUUGACUGGGACUGAGUUCACGGACGCUUGAGCAUCAUGGAAGAAUCAGCCAGUUGUAAAAGGAAGCGAGCCGACUCUCCACUGUCCGCCAUCGGUAAUAAAAAGGAAAAGCCGCAGAAGGCGCCUCGCUUUACUCGGCCGCGCGAGCAUCGCCGCGAGCCCGUCACCCUGAACGAGCUGACCGCUCUGCUGCUCUACGCCUCACUCGGGAAAAGACACGGCGUGGACAAGCCCAGUUGGUGCCGGCUCCACCGUCAGGGCAGAGUGGCGCGGGUGCACGUGGUGAUCCUGGAGGGUGUCACGCAGCUGCAUUUUUACAGAUAUUACUCCCAGUUCAAACAGCUCAGGAGGUCAUACACUGCUAGAUGCACUCUAGUGCCCUCCUCGUGUGAUCUGGUCUCUACACUCCUCAGUGCUGAACUACCAGAUCCUCAGGACUCACAUCCAGACAUCCAGACUACGACCCCUACAGCUGAUGUUAUAUGGCACCCUGUAGCGAGGAGGUAUGGCCUGAAGAGGAGAGGAUUGAGUAGCUACCUGCUGACUGAGGAGGAGAUGAUCAGGAAAAACUUUCCAGUCAAGGGUGUGCAGGGUUGCGAGGCCUUUGUGUGCACCCAGGCUGAUGAUCAUGUGACUGAUAGCAGUCCUCUGUAUGGACUGGAUUGUGAGAUGUGUGUGACACAGGCUGGUACUGAGCUAACCCGUGUGGCAGUGGUAGACAGCAGAGGGUGCUGUGUGCUGGAUGAACUGGUGAAACCAUCCAACCCUAUCAUCAACUACUGCACCAAAUUCUCAGGCAUCACCCAGGCUAUUCUAAAGCCAGUAACCACUCGCCUCCAAGAUGUCCAAACAAAACUCGUGGAACUUUUGCCACGGGAUGCGGUCCUGGUUGGCCACUCCCUCGAUAGCGACCUCCGUGCCCUGAAGAUGAUCCACCCUCAUGUGAUAGACUCUUCUCUUCUCUACCGCAGAGAGUUUGGGCAGAGAUUCAAACUGAAGUAUUUAGCCCAGGUCAUUUUAAAGAGAGAGAUUCAGACUGAGGAGAGGACAGGUCAUGACCCCUGUGAAGAUGCUUGUGCUGCUCUGCAGGUGGUUCAGUACUUCAUCAGCAAGGGACCACGACAAGUUCUUCACUACCAUCUGGAGGAUCUAUGGGGAGUGAUUCCCAGACCCCAGCAGGCUUUAAACGAAUCACUACACAAUCACACAAUAAGCCCUCUCAGGUUUGGACAGGCCUUGCAUAAGGAUGGCCAAUCAGUUCUUCUUCUGGGCAAAUCAGCCAAGAGUGACAACCUGACCUCCAGUCAGGUGUGGCGCAGACAUAGCUGCAACACAGAUAAGGAGUGUGUGUGUGUGUUUAGGCGGAUUGCUCAGACUUAUUCUCUCAGUGUGAUUCAGUUCUCCUCACUCAGUGACGUCCUUAACCAAUCUACAGAAGAAAGAAAAGACAGUCACCUCCAGCAGAUGUUGGACAGGCUGGAGCAGAUGUGUGUGUUGUUCUUGGGUCCUUUACCACGUGACUACACAGAAAGGAACCUCCACACUCUGCUCAGACAUUAUGGAGGCUUGCGGAAAAUCAGACUUGUGCAGACAACACACGGGCUUUAUGCACGGGUUGAGUUUAAGCAUUUGGAAGGAGCUGAGCUUGCUUUGCACUCUCUCAAUGGACACCAAAAACUCAAUCAAAUGAUAAAGGCGCAGCGUCCGCUCACUGAGGCCACCCUGGAUUUGGAAGCUUCUCUGGCUGAGCUACAGCGCGACGUGAUGAAUGGUCACAUGAUCUAUGUGGGUGGGAUUUCCCCCCAUCAUCAUUCCUAUGGUGAUCUGUUCCAGGUCUUCAGUUCAUUUGGCCCCAUUGACAGUAUUGUCACACCGGCAAAGAACUCUGGGAAAUGUAGGAGGCAUGCACACAUCGAGUUUGUCAGUGCUGAGAGUGUACUGGUUGCUGUCAGAUCUCAGGCAGAGAUUGGAAACAGGAAGCUUAGUGUGUGUCAUGCACUCACGCCCCCACAUAUGCACACAUGGACACACACACACCCUGUCUCCAUUGUUAUGGGCGGAGAAACGGAUGAUCCAAGGGAGGGCGAUGGUAGGGAGCUGGAGUCCUCUGGGCUCACCUGUACACAGGAUGGGGAGAUGGAGCGUGUGAUGAGGACAUUGGACAGGAAUGUGGGGAAGAUGUUUAAGGCACUGGAAGACAAAACCCUGAGCAUUGUAAUUCUGCCAGGAUGCAGGAGGGGCAGUGUGGAAUAUUCUGGUCUCUGUUUCAUUGAGGUGAAGCAGGUGUGAGUGGAGUCUCACCCAGUGCUGCUGUUAUUCACCUCUCAGAAAGGUCAGAUGACACAUUUUCCCGGGCUGUCUUGAGGGCUGCCAUGGUAACGAAGAAUGCAUGGAAGGCCUUCCUUUAGAUGUUUGUUUUUAAAUGAGGAUGAUUUUACUAAUGACACUUUGUUUACUGUCUUGGACCAAAUACCCCACAAAAUAAGAUUACAUCCAGAGCAGCUCCAAGUUCAUGUUUUACUAUCAAAGUUAAAGACAUUGUAAUGCAUUUGUUACCUUUUGCUAGUAAAAUUUAAAAUUGGUCUCUUA
This is a messenger RNA of Electrophorus electricus (electric eel), 2923 nucleotides long. RefSeq names its product RNA exonuclease 5 (gene rexo5). Lineage: Eukaryota; Metazoa; Chordata; Actinopteri; Gymnotiformes; Gymnotidae. The record is from RefSeq and is a predicted model, not a curated record. Gene Ontology annotation, cellular component: nucleus. Gene Ontology annotation, molecular function: exonuclease activity; RNA binding.